AUGGAGUUAAUUUCUAGAAAUCGUGAAAAAAAAGAGGCAACAGUUCAAGAGAUAACGAAAGAUUCUGAAGAAAUAAAAGAAAAAUAUCCAAAAAAAUCAUCAAAUGCUUCAAAAAAUAUUUUAUUGUUAGUUAUUUUUAUUUUAAGUAUUUUAACUCGAUUCUAUUAUAUUCAGCAUCCUUCAGAAGUUGUAUUUGAUGAAGUUCAUUUUGGAAAAUUUUUAUCAUUGUAUCUGAGAGGAUCUUAUUUUUUUGAUGUACAUCCUCCGUUCACUAAACUUUUAUAUGCGUUUUUUGGAUGGAUUAUUGGUUAUUAUUUUCUUUAUAAAGAUAAAAACAUUAAUUUUCUAAAAGGUUAUGAUGGGCAUUUUCUUUUUGAAAAAAUUGGAGAUUCUUAUAUUAAAAACAAUGUCCCAUAUGUAUAUUUGCGAUGUGUUCCGGCAUUUGCUGGAGCAAUGGUUGUUCCAUUGGUGUUUUUGAUUAUGAAAGAUUCUGGUCAUAGUCUUCUUUCAUCAACUCUUGCUGCUUCUCUUGUACUUUUUGAUAAUGCUCAAGUUGCUCAGUCUAGACUCAUUUUGUUAGAUUCAGUAUUCAUUUUUUUAAUGACAUCAUCGAUAUAUUGUUAUAUUCGUUUUUCUAACUUAAAUAACCGUCAAUUUUCUGCAUCUUGGUGGAAGUGGUUAUUUUUAACAGGUUUAUUUUUGUCGUGUACAAUCAGUACAAAAUAUGUCGGGUUAUUUACAUACAUUACAAUUGGUGUAAUGGUUCUUAUAGAAUUAUGGGAUAUUUUGGAUAUUCGUAAAGGAUAUACUAUGCAUUAUUUUACUAUGCACUUUCUUGCUAGAGCUCUUUGUCUUAUAUUUUUCCCAUUUAUGUUAUAUUUAUUAUGGUUUUAUAUCCAUUUUAAUGUUCUUUCAAAAACAGGACCAGGUGAUAAAUUUAUGUCCUCAUCCUUUCAGGAAACUCUUGAAGGCAAUGUUCUUUCUACUAGUUCAUUCCAAGUUAACUAUUAUGACAAGAUUACUAUAAUACAUAAAGAAACAAAUGCUUAUCUUCAUUCUCAUGAAGCCACGUAUCCUUUGCGAUAUGAAGAUGGUCGUAUCUCGUCUCAAGGUCAACAAGUGACUGGGUAUAAGCAUAAUGAUUCAAAUAAUCAUUGGAUUAUUAUGCCUGCCUAUCCUUCUAAUAAAACAUUAUUAGGAAGUCCUGUAUUAGAUAAUGAUUAUAUUAGACUAAAACAUGUUUCAACAAAUACUUAUCUGUUAACACAUGAUGUGGCUUCACCCAAAUAUCCAACUAAUCAAGAAUUUACUACAAUAUCUGAGAAUUUAAAAAGUCGUUAUAAUGAAACUAUAUUUCAAAUCAAAUUUGAGCAUCAUACAAAUAACUCUAUUCUUAAAACAAAGGGAGGAAGAUUCAUGUUAAUACACAAUUUGACACGUGUUGCAAUGUGGUCAGAUAUUGAUCCUUUGCCUGAUUGGGGUUUUAAGCAACAAGAGGUUAAUGGUAAUAAAAAAUUAAAAGGACAGAGUAAUAUAUGGAUUGUUGACGAAAUUGUUGACUUUAAUGAUACUAGUCGUGUGAUUAAGAAUUCUACUCUUAAAAGUCUUUCUUUUUUUCAAAAAUACAUAGAACUACAAUUUUCUAUGCUUCAUCAUAAUAGUAGAUUAAAAGCAUCACAUCCUUAUUCUUCGUAUCCUAUAGAAUGGCCACUAUUAAAUAGGGGUAUAAGUUUUUGGACUAAUCAUUCUCAAGCUCAGCAAAUAUAUUUAUUGGGAAAUCCAAUUGGAUGGUGGUUCGAAAUUUCUUUUGUAAUUAUUUUUGUGACAGUUGUGAUUUCAGAUCAAAUUUUAUUACGAAGAGGCCUUUUUUUGAUUAGAGAAUCACGUAAAUUGUUUUAUACUCAUACUAUAUUUUUCUUUCUUUUUUGGAUAGCUCAUUAUUUUCCAUUUUAUUUAAUGGGUCGAAAGCUCUUUUUACAUCAUUAUCUUCCAGCACAUAUUGCUUCUUCUCUUUUAACAGGAUCUACAUUUCAAUUAUUGUUUGAAAAGAAUAAUAGAUCAAUAAUUUUUCUUUAUUUUUUUAAAAAAAAUGAAAACAAAACAAAUAUGAAUUUAAAAAACUUCAAUUCACCAAGAAAAGCCAAAAUUAUGUUUAUACUUUUGAUAAGUAGUCUUUUAGGUUCUUUUAUAUUUUUUUCUCCACUUACAUAUGGUAAACCGGGAUUAACGUCGAAUCAGUUAUAUGAAAGAAAAUGGUCUCCUAAUUGGGAUUAUGCUUAUUUAGAAGAUAGUUAUGAAUAA
Pneumocystis jirovecii RU7 is the source of this 2301-nucleotide messenger RNA. RefSeq names its product dolichyl-phosphate-mannose-protein mannosyltransferase. Gene Ontology annotation, biological process: protein O-linked glycosylation via mannose. The coding region runs from base 1 to 2301 and encodes 766 amino acids. The transcript has 11 exons. Gene Ontology annotation, cellular component: membrane; endoplasmic reticulum. Lineage: Eukaryota; Fungi; Ascomycota; Pneumocystomycetes; Pneumocystales; Pneumocystaceae. The record is from RefSeq and is a predicted model, not a curated record. Gene Ontology annotation, molecular function: dolichyl-phosphate-mannose-protein mannosyltransferase activity.